UUUUCCCCUCUCUUUCACUUCCUCCCUAACAUCUUCAACAACAAUCUUUAGUUUGUUUUUACUCUUCCUCACCAAUCACUCACACUUUAAAAGUUAAAAAUAAAUAAAACCUGCCGAAAUUCAUCAAAAUCUGAAAAUCAGAGAAGAGAAUGAGCAGCAAUGUCAAAGCAGGUUGACUCUGUAUUCGAUGGCGCAGGAGCCAAACCUGGCUUGGAAAUAUGGUGUGUGGAGAAGCAGCUCCGGUUGGUUCCAGUCCCAAAAUCUCUGCAUGGCAAGUUUUAUUCUGGGAAUUCGUAUGUAGUUUUGAGUACGGUUUUGCCAAGAAGCGGCCCUCCUCAGCACGACAUACAUUACUGGUUGGGAAAAGAUGCAAAUGAGGUGGAAUCGACCCUAGCAUCAGACAAAGCACUAGAAUUAGAUUCAGCUCUAGGGUCUUGUACUGUACAGUACAGGGAAGUUCAGGGCCAAGAAACAGAGAAGUUCUUGUCAUACUUUAAGCCAUGUGUUAUACCCAUUGAAGGAGUGUUUUCUUCAGAUUCUGGACAGUUAAAUGGUGAAUCAUACAAAAUUAGCUUGUUAACAUGCAAAGGGGAGCAUGUUGUUUCUGUGAAAGAAGUGCCUUUUUCUCGGUCAUCCUUGAACCACAAUGAUGUAUUCAUACUUGACACUGCAUCCAAAAUUUUCCUCUUUAGUGGGUGCAACUCUAGCACUCAAGAAAGGGCUAAAGCUUUGGAGGUUGUUCAGUAUAUCAAGGAGAACAAGCAUGGUGGAACCUGUGAAGUGGCCACUGUAGAGGAUGGGAAACUUGUUGGCGAUCCUGAAGUUGGUGAGUUCUGGAGUUUUUUUGGAGGAUAUGCUCCUAUUCCUAGGGAUUCACCUUGUGUUGAGAAACAAUCUGAUUCUCCAUUCUCACAAUUGUUCUGGAUAACAGCACAGGCUAAGCUGUGUCCUUGUGAAGGUAGUUCGUUGAACAAAGAAAUGCUAGAGACAAACAAGUGCUAUAUGCUUGACUGUGGUGCUGAGAUUUUUGUAUGGAUGGGAAGAAAUACCUCAAUUACAGAAAGGAAGAAAUCAAUUUCAGUUACCGAGGAUCUACUGAGAAAUCAGGGAAGGUCAAUGACAACCCAUUUAACUUUUCUAACUGAAGGAUUAGAGACUUCCAUAUUUAGGUCGUAUUUUAAGAAUUGGCCUCAAGUGGUGGAGCCAAAGUUGUAUGAAGAAGGUCGUGGAAAAGUAGCAGCAAUAUUUAAGCAACAGGGCUAUGAUGUGAAGGAACUGCCUGAUGAAGAAGACUGCCAGCCAUAUAUAAAUUGCCGAGGAAAACUGAAGGUUUGGCGGAUAAAUGGUGAACAGCCGACCCUUAUUCCUGAUCCAGAGCAGACAAAGCUCUUCAGUGGAGAUUGCUACAUUGUUCAGUAUACAUAUCCUGGCAAUGGGAGGGAUGAACAUUUGUUUUAUGCAUGGCUUGGUCGUGACAGUGUUCCGGAUGAUAGAGCAGAUGCUAUCUCCCACAUGAAUGCGAUAGCAGACUCAAGCAAAAGGGAUCCAGUCUUGGUUCAAGUUAUUCAAGACAAGGAACCACUUCUAUUUUUCUCAAUUUUUCAGACAGUAAUUAUAUUCAAGGGAGGUUUAAGUAAACGGUACAAGAACUUGAUUGCGGAGAAAGGAAUUUUGGAUGAAACUUAUGAUGAACAAAAGACUGCACUUUUUCGAGUUCAAGGGAUCAGUCCAGAGAACAUGCAAGCCAUCCAAGUUGACCAGGUUUCAAAUUCCUUGAACUCCUCGUAUUGUUACAUCUUGCAAACUGGAACAUCCAUCUUCACAUGGAUAGGGAAUCUCUCUUCUACUGUAGACCAUGCUCUUCUUGACAGAAUGCUGGAAUUGAUUAAUCCAACAUGGCAACCUAUAUCAGUGCGGGAAGGGAGUGAACCUGAUAUUUUUUGGAAUGCCCUUGGUGGAAAAACUGAGUAUCCAAGGCAAAAGGAGUUAAAACAACAUGUUGAAGAUCCACAUCUAUUUACGCUUACAUGCGCUGAUGGUAUGCAAAAUACACUUUCAAAUUUCAUUCAUUCUAGAGAUGAUGUGCUCUGCCUUGGUUCUGAAUUAUUACAGGUGUUAAUUGCUGUCAAAUUUUUUCUGAUGGUGGGUUUUGGAUCUUAUGCUGCUUGGUUGAAUUUUGUUGCAGGCGAUUUCAAGGUGAAAGAGAUAUACAACUUUGCGCAGGAUGAUUUAACCACUGAAGAUGUGUUAAUACUCGACUGCCACGAGGAAAUACAUGUCUGGAUUGGAAGCCAUUCAAAUGUCAAAUCAAAGCAGCAAGCCAUCCUGCUUGGCAUGAAAUUCCUUCAGACAGACCCGCUGGUUGAGGGACUAUCUUCCGAGACUCCUAUUUAUGUCAUUACAGAGGGGCGGGAGCCACUUUUCUUCACUCGCUUCUUUGAGUGGGAUUCAUCAAAGGCAAAUAUGCAUGGAAACUCCUUUGAACGAAGGCUUGCUAUUCUAAAAGGAAAGAAGCAAAAUCUUGAAGUUCAUACAAGUAAAUCAUGGAAAGCAUCCUCCAAGGAGACAACUCCAGAUGGUUUGAGGAGCAAGUCUGUUAGUUCAAAUGGGAGAAAUAGUACAUCUCCAGUAUCCAGUGCUUCAGUCACGCACUUUAAUUCUUCAACCAACUACCAAAUCUCCUCCCCAGCUCCAACAGCAAGAAAGCUCUUUCCUGGGUCCCCCUUUCAUGACAGUGCUGGUUCUCCAAAAGCAGAGGCAGAAUCCCCCUCUCAGGCUGCAGUUUUAGCUCAGGUUGAUGGCAAUGAUGCUAGUGAGAACUCAGUGAUCUAUCCUUAUGAGCGAUUGAAAGUGAAUUCAAGUGAUCCAGUAACGGACAUAGAUGUAACCAAAAGAGAGGGAUACUUAAGCGACGGAGAGUUUCAAGAGAAGUUUGGAAUGCGGAAAAAAGCAUUUUAUGAGCUUCCAAAAUGGAGACAGAACAAGCUGAAGAUAUCUCUUCAUCUUUUUUAAGGGAGAUCAGAGGUACAGAAAUAUCAUCUUUCCAUCUUAGAAAAGUGAAAUCUUUUCUUCUUACUAGCAGGUUUUGGGCAUUGAUGGGGCAUCUAGGGUUUCUUGAAUCUGCUAUAUUGACUGCUAUCCAUCUUCAGAGCAUAAUCAUUAUGCAUGGAGAAAUGUUAUAUAUUAAAAAGAUCCUCCGAGGUACCUGUUCUAAGUCAUGUUUUCUUUACUUCUUGUUGAAACCCAUAUUUAGUCAGUUACUUGAAUCAACUUGCUGAAGUAGAGCUGGCAUAAAGUGCCUUGGUCAACCAUUCUAAUCGACGUGUCUUCUUAUGAAAUAAUUAUUAGUAAUACACUAGAUGAUCGAUGUUUGAUA
Messenger RNA from Populus nigra (black poplar), 3376 nucleotides. Its product is annotated as villin-1. The transcript is spliced from 22 exons. NCBI's taxonomy places the organism in Eukaryota, Viridiplantae, Streptophyta, Magnoliopsida, Malpighiales, Salicaceae. Gene Ontology annotation, molecular function: actin filament binding. The record is from RefSeq and is a predicted model, not a curated record. Gene Ontology annotation, biological process: cytoskeleton organization. Bases 160 to 3012 code for a protein of 950 amino acids.